Messenger RNA from Helianthus annuus (common sunflower), 1303 nucleotides. Its product is annotated as geranylgeranyl transferase type-2 subunit beta 1. NCBI's taxonomy places the organism in Eukaryota, Viridiplantae, Streptophyta, Magnoliopsida, Asterales, Asteraceae. The coding region runs from base 236 to 1174 and encodes 312 amino acids. The record is from RefSeq and is a predicted model, not a curated record. The transcript is spliced from 3 exons. Gene Ontology annotation, molecular function: Rab geranylgeranyltransferase activity. Gene Ontology annotation, biological process: protein geranylgeranylation. Gene Ontology annotation, cellular component: Rab-protein geranylgeranyltransferase complex.
AAUAAGAUUAUACAUUUGUUUUCUUAAUAGCAUAAUUAUCAACAAAAGAAAUGAGUCCAGAUUCAGCAACCCUCUAAUCCGAACGCUCCCGACGGUUUGUGGUGAUCUGCUACUGCCCAGACCAUCUGAUCCGAUUGACAAUUUGAUUGUUUAACGGAGGGAGAAACUAAUCUGUUAAAACAUAGAUUCCAAUUUUCAAUUCCUCCACACUGCCACCGUCCUUCACGUUUGCAGAAUGGGAGAACUAGCAGCUGAAAAACACGCCAAAUACAUCUUAACAGUCGAAAAGAAGAAAGACAGCAUCGAAUCCGUCUUAAUGGAGCAUCUUAGAAUCAACGGUGCGUAUUGGGGAUUAACCACACUCGACAUUCUAGAUAAACUCGCAGCCGUUGAUCAAGAAACAAUCAUUUCAUGGGUCAUGAGUUGCCAACACGAGUCUGGUGGUUUCGGUGGUAACGAAGGUCACGACCCGCAUCUACUCUACACCCUCAGCGCAAUCCAAAUUCUAGCACUUUUUAACAAAAUCGACACACUCGAUAUCGAAAAAGUGACAAAUUACAUAACCGCCCUACAAAACGAAGACGGUUCGUUUUCCGGAGACAAAUGGGGCGAAAUCGAUACUCGGUUUUCCUACGUUGCGAUAUGCUCUCUCGCGUUACUAAAACAGUUGGAUAAAAUCAACGUUGAAAAGGCGGUUAGUUACAUUAUAAGCUGCAAAAAUCUCGACGGCGGGUUCGGGUGCACCCCUGGUGCGGAAUCCCACGCGGGUCAAAUCUUUUGCUGCGUAGGCGCACUUGCGAUAACCGGCAGUUUACACUACGUCGAUAAAGAUCUUUUGGGAUGGUGGUUAUGUGAACGACAGGUGAAAUCCGGUGGUUUGAAUGGGCGACCCGAGAAGCUUCCGGAUGUUUGUUACUCGUGGUGGGUGCUAUCUAGUUUGAUAAUGAUCGAUAGGGUUCAUUGGAUCGAUAAAGAAAAGCUUGUUAAGUUUAUAUUGGACUGUCAAGAUAAAGAAAAUGGUGGGAUUUCGGAUAGACCGGAUGAUGCUGUUGAUGUUUUUCAUACUUAUUUUGGAGUUGCGGGUCUUUCGCUUCUUGAAUAUCCGGGGUUGAAGGUUAUCGAUCCGGCUUAUGCGCUGCCUGUUGAUGUCAUAAAUAGGAUUUUGCUUCAUUGAUUUGUGUUUUGUUUGUUUGAAAGGUGAACACUGUAUACUAGUAAACAUUGUACUAGUAUUGUUACCAAUAAUGAGUAUUAGACUUCGUUUAUUGGUUUUUAUAUUAUCACAAAAAUGGUUGAACCGCAA